Messenger RNA from Physella acuta, 2594 nucleotides. RefSeq lists its product as uncharacterized. Lineage: Eukaryota; Metazoa; Mollusca; Gastropoda; Physidae. The record is from RefSeq and is a predicted model, not a curated record.
AGGGGUGUAUUCAAUGUCUUAAAACCUCUCGGUCUGUAGGUGGGAGGGGCCUUUUGUGCCGGUCCUGGAGCUUUUGGAACUGAAGCAGCCCGAGCUAUAAAACCAGGAAUCACAGGCUGGAGCUGAGCUAUUUCAUCGGUCUUGAUUCUUUGAUUGCCUCAAUUAGUGGAUAAAGUACGAGAAGACAGCAGACAUUACGAUGAAGCUGCUCUUCGUUCUGUUGGUGGUGCCAAUGGUGUUGGCUGGGGACUUCCACCGCAUGUGGGAUGAGGUAGAGAAGGAGAUCAAAGAGAAAGGAUGGGGUAAAGACCUCGGAUUUGGUGAGGACGAUGAUUCCUCCGAGAAAGGAAACAACGGAAAAGGUUGGGGAGAGAAGCAAGGCUCCAAAGGAUGGGGAGAUAAGGAAGAAUCCAAAGGAUGGGGAGAUAAGGAAGAAUCCAAAGGAUGGGGAGGUAAAGAAGAAUCCAAAGGUUGGGGAGAUAAGGAAGAAUCCAAAGGAUGGGGAGAUAAGAAAGACUCCAAAGGAUGGGGAGAUAAGAAAGACUCCAAAGGAUGGGGAGAUAAGAAAGACUCCAAAGGAUGGGGAGACAGCAAGGCUGUAGGAUGGGGAGACCGUGAAGAAUCCAAUGGAUGGGGGGACAAGCAAGAAUCCAACGGUUGGGGAGAUAAAGAGGAAUCCAACGGAUGGGGAGACAAGAAGCGGGGCUCAGGAAGACGAUCAAGUGGUGGGCGUGGCAAGAGGUGGCAGCAGGAUGACGACAACGAGGACCAAUCCCCAAGCACUGGUCAAGAUGACACAACAGACGAGCCAGCAGACAACAAUGAUGGCUCCAUGGACACAACCCCAUCACCACCACGCCAAAACUCAACCAAGGGCGGAUCUCAAGGUCAGACUUCUCAAGACGACAGCCAAGAUGACAACGGAAACACCGGAAGUGGAAGAAGAGGCGGCUCCAGGAGAGGUGGCCGAGGUUCCAGAGAUUCCGAGGAAGAUGAUUCUGAUGACGACAGGAGAGGCAGACGAGGCGGCAGACGGUCCCGAGGCUCUGAUGAUGACGAGUCUGGCGACGACGACAGAAGACACCCACGCAGGGGAGGCAAAUCUGGCGACAAACGCUGGGGUGACGACAAGCCCAUGGGCUGGGGAAAGAGGGGUCAAGGCCGAGGUGGCAAGCGCGAUGAUGACAAGGACCAGACCGACGAUGCCCCAACCGACGAUGCCCAGAACGAAGAUGAUCAGACCGACGAUGGCCAGACCGGCGAUGACCAAAAUGACCAGCCCGACCAGUCUCAAGAUGAUGAAGUCUCCGACAGGAGAGGUUCAAGACACAGGUCAAGGGACGACAGUGAGGAGAGGGACGACGAUGAUGAUAAGAAGAGGAGGAUGUUCUCACAGUUCAAGGAGUGGCUCAAGAGACAGGACAGGAGGGACAGGGACGAGGAUGAGGAAUAUGAGGACUACGUUCGUGGACACGUCCUGCAGUUUAAGGAGUUUGUCAGGAUGAAGGAAAUUAAAGAGCGCGAAGAGCGUGAAGCCAAGGACGCCAUCAGACGGGAGAUGGAGCGUGUCCAGAUCAAGAAGAUGCUGACCCAGAAGCUCCAGAAUCUGACCGAGGAAUACGAGGAGCAGAAACUCAGCUUCACCCACUCAAUCAUCGAGCACCUGCUGGACGACUGCCCAUGUUCCAGGUCCAAGAAACUCCUGCAAAAGAUCGCUGAUGGCAAAUUCGCUAACGGCGAUGCCGCUGAUGAUGACGACGAUGAAGGAGACAUGGUUGAUGGUGCAAGAAACGACACCACCGACGAGGACUCCUACGGCUACGACAACAACGACACCUCAGUGACAAACUACGACAACAGCACCGACAGCGAGAUGGAUGAUAUGGACACUUUCAGCCCAGAAGACAUGAAGAGAAAAGCUGAAGAGUUCUCCGCCCUGGACCAACACGACCAGCUGAAGAGCGCCCUGGAGGACCUUGUGACCAUCAUGUGCCGGGCGGCCAAACAGUACACGGACAUGAUGGCUGACCUCGAGCAGAGCGUCAACGAGUACAGGAGGAACGGCAACCACUGGUAGAGACUGGAUCACAUUUCGGUUUCACGUAGGUGAUCAAUUGUCAAGUUUCACGUCUCAUGUCAAGUCGACCACUGAAAAAAGUAUCGCUUGACGAUUUUCAUCCACAUUUAAAAAUUUUCUCUAAAAUAUUUUUUAUUGUGAUAUUUCUUGUUUCAAAUAUCUCUAUUUCGAUAAAUAAAAGAUUUUAAAUAUAUUUUUUUAAACAAAUGUACUUUAUAACUUUAAAAAUUAGAUCUCAAUAAACGUAAAAUACGAAGAAUAAAAAUAUAUUUUGUGUACCUUGUAUUGUGUAUUAUAGAUUUACAUUUCAUUAAAAUCUGGUGUCUAAUGAUUUCACAUCUCGUCUAAUGUAAAAACCAGCUAACAUAGCUAGUGCUGUCACGUGAUACACCGGUCUUUGCUCACUCAAUGUUCAUAUUGUUUCACUUGUUACUUUUGUAUUAAUUAAUUAAUUAAUUAUUAAACUUAUUGAUAUUGGAAAUCAAAAGAUUUAAUAAACCACUUAACAUUUCUAUAA